This is a messenger RNA of Striga asiatica, 1802 nucleotides long. The record is from the annotation of a GenBank genome assembly. NCBI's taxonomy places the organism in Eukaryota, Viridiplantae, Streptophyta, Magnoliopsida, Lamiales, Orobanchaceae.
CACCGUCCCAUUUCUUUACUUCCACAAGUACACACUUGGCACCAAUUUUCGUUAGAUUCAUUUUAUAUCCAGCUAUAUACUUUGUAACUAAAUAUAUUUUAUAUUUUAAUAAUAUUGUAUUUCAUAAAAAUAAAGAAAUAUAAUAUUUUUUUAAGUAUGCAAUUUUGAUUCAACGAAUAUUUAUUCUUCUUAAUAUUUACCUGAAUUGCUCCUUUUUUCAAGUAGACUAGACAAUUGCAGUCCGUCUUUUUUACCUUUCUCUUUAACAGUCAGGAUUUUCAUCGAUUUUUUUUUUGCUUUUCUCUUUAAUCUGACUGCCUUUCUGAUCUCUGAUUUUGAAAUUGAUUGAGAUGUUUGAUGCGAUGGCUCAAAAAUGUUUUCAUAACAAACUUCGAAAGAACGAAUAUUCCCCCUGAGAUGGUCUGCUGAAGGAAUUUGUGUACAUGAAAAACAAUAUACAUUGAAAGCGAAUUUCCCUUUUUAUUUAUUAUUUUUUAUUUUGUCGUGAGUGUUUGAUGGUUAUGGGGUGUAUCCCCUGCUUUAGAUCAUCAAAGAAUGAAGAACAUAAUGGUAACAGGAAUGGAGUUAAAGGUUUUACAAAAGAGGAGUCAUUCAAAGACAAUUCAGCGGCUCAAUCAAACAGCCAUGUAAAUAGAGUGAGUUCAGAUAGAUCAAAAUCGCGAGGUAGUAAUGAUUCUAAGAAACCAAAUUCAAUCCCGAAAGAGUCGAAUAUUGCUGCACAAACAUUUACCUUUCGUGAGCUGGCUGCAGCUACAAACAACUUCAGAACAGAUUGCUUGGUUGGAGAAGGUGGAUUUGGACGUGUUUACAAAGGUCAUCUCCAAGGCACAGAACAGGUGGUGGCUGUUAAGCAGCUUGAUCGAAAUGGGCUUCAAGGAAAUCGAGAAUUUUUGGUGGAGGUUUUAAUGCUUAGCCUUUUGCAUCAUCCGAAUCUCGUGAAUUUGAUAGGUUACUGUGCUGAUGGUGACCAACGACUUCUGGUAUAUGAGUACAUGCCAUUGGGAUCUCUGGAAGAUCAUUUACAUGACCUUCCAGUGAAUAAGGAACCACUGGACUGGAACACGAGGAUGAAGAUUGCUGCAGGGGCAGCCAAGGGCUUAGAAUACUUGCACGACAAAGCCAAUCCACCUGUUAUAUACCGAGACCUUAAAUCCUCUAACAUCCUACUUGAUGAGGGCUUUUUCCCCAAGUUGUCUGAUUUUGGGCUCGCGAAAUUGGGUCCAGUCGGUGAUAAAACUCAUGUCUCGACUAGAGUCAUGGGCACCUAUGGUUACUGUGCCCCUGAGUAUGCUAUGACCGGUCAACUUACGCUGAAGUCCGAUGUUUAUAGCUUUGGAGUCGUUUUCCUUGAGAUCAUCACAGGUCGAAGGGCCAUUGACAACACAAAAGCUCCAGGGGAGCAUAAUCUCGUUGUAUGGGCGAAAUCGCUUUUCAAGGAUAGGAGGAAGUUUGCGAAAAUGGCGGACCCUCUACUGGAAGGGCGGUACCCAAUACGAGGGCUUUACCAGGCAUUGGCAGUGGCUGCCAUGUGCUUGCAGGAGCAUGCUGCCACAAGACCGUUGAUGAGAGAUGUUGUCACAGCCCUAACUUACUUGGCCUCACAACAUUAUGAGCCGUGCCACCUCAGCGGAGAAGAAGCAACAAUAUAACUAACAUUUUCGCCCAAUCAGAGAAUGCUAGUCUGCAUUAACAUAUUGAUCUAUUAUGUGGUUUGGCUUGAUUUGAGUACUAACAUUUGCCAUGGUGGUUGGUUUAGUUUAGGUUUUUUUUUUUUUUCUUUU